AGCAUACCUGACGUACCUCCUAAGCCUGGAGAGCUGCAAACAGAACUGUUGGGUCUAAAAGCAACAUCAAGCAACGUUCAGACUUCACAGCAGUGA
Nestor notabilis (Kea) is the source of this 96-nucleotide messenger RNA. RefSeq names its product chromosome unknown open reading frame, human C12orf73 (gene CUNH12orf73). Lineage: Eukaryota; Metazoa; Chordata; Aves; Psittaciformes; Psittacidae. The record is from RefSeq and is a predicted model, not a curated record. The annotation marks the transcript as partial. The transcript has a single exon.